Molecule: messenger RNA, 667 nt
Organism: Eutrema salsugineum
Lineage: Eukaryota; Viridiplantae; Streptophyta; Magnoliopsida; Brassicales; Brassicaceae
Exons: 3
Coding region: 1-666 (221 amino acids)
Source: RefSeq, a predicted model, not a curated record
AUGGGCAACGCUAUAGGCAACGCAUCAACCGAUAUCGGAAGUUUUAUUGGCAAUGUAUUAACUGCACCUUUCAAAGCCACACUUGGAAGAUCCUGUCUAAAUGUAUGCUCGGGACCAUGGGAUCUUUCAUGUUUCAUAGAACAUUUCUGCCUUCCUGAUAUUGCGAAGCUGGUCAUGAUCUCAGCCCUCUGUUUCAUAAUUUUGAUGUUCAUCACCCUCUUGUUCAAGCUUGGGAUCUGCCAAUGUGUUGUUAAAAGCAUAUGCAAAAUGUCUUGUGCCGCUUGUGCAAUGUACUGGUGCGCCAUUGGAGAGAUGAUUCGUUGCUUGUGGUACAAUUUGAGGAACACUAAACGUGUCUACCGCAGAAAACGUCUCCGUGACAUAGAAGCCGCGAGUUACUAUUACCCAAGCGACGACGAACCAAGUUCAACGAACAGUCUCAGCCCCACACACAACAUUAGACCAAAGCAGAGGAGAAGAAGAAGAAGACAAGGAAGCAAACACAACCACAAUCGUGGCAGCAACCGCCGCCUCACAAGGCUACGGAGUAGACAAUUGUCUGUACGAGUAGGAGGCAAAUCAAGAAGAGUACGAAGUGCUAGAAAAAUGAAAUCUAGUAAAGUGAGAGUUAAGAAACUCCUUAAAGUCAAAGAUGUAGUUGAUUAAA